GGCAGGCAGCGGGGCGAAAUCGGAGGAGAAAGAGUCGUCUGGGUGCAGAGGGGCGGACACCGCUGCAGUCAUAUGCCGCAAGGACCCUGCUAAAUCCGGGGAUGGAGCGAGGAUCACUCCGGCUCUGGUGCUGCUCGGCAUCCACUUGGUUAGGAAGUCCACAGAGGAGCACGGAAGUGAUGGCGAUGACAUGUUGACCCAGGCGCUUCAGGGAGGGUGUGCUAAUCCGGGAUUUGGCAAACAGAUUACGGCACCGUAUGUAUGUUAAAAACCGGCGUGAGAGAUGGGCCAAAUAAGGGCAAGAGCUUUUACAUUUGCAUUGACAAGCAGGGCUGUGAUUUCACUCAACAGGCCAGUGUCCCGCCAUCGCACUGUCUGUGUCACGAAGAUUCAGUGGUGGAGCUCCAGGCCAUCAGCUUCAGUCAACAGCAGCAGAGCCACCGACUGUACUACAGAUGUGCUGUUGGAAAAAAGGCAGGGCAGAGAUGGUGUGGAAAUGUGCCUUGGACUGCUGCAGAAAAGGAAAGAAGAAGCCCUCUAACCGACUCCCAGCUGCAGCCCUCUUGUAUUCCACAUGUCAGAAAUCCUUUUAAGGCUCCCGGCAUGACGGAAAAAACCUCAGACCGGAGAAACAGUCAGAGUGUCGGGCGUGAAGGGAAAGAUGGAGAGAAGAAAACUGUUACAGAGAAUCAUAAUGCUGAAGGAAAACAAGGUUCCCAUAAGGAAAAUGUGGAGGCUUCAGGCUCAUCUGAAACAUAUCGAGGUAAACUGCUUCCCCCUGGAUUGAAGCUGAAGAAGAGGGUUUCAAGUGAGGAAAGCAACAACUCCAAAGCUGAGGGCGAUGAUAAAGCAGCAGAGAGGAUACGAGGCAGCAGUGAGAAAGAUUCAGCCGAGGAGUUAAAAGAAGAAAAAACAAUUUCUACUCCUGAAAUUACCGUCGAUGUCAACCGAUCUCAGAAGAUCAGUCAAACUGGCCCAGAUCUCCAGAGAAACAAACCACAGAAAGAAGCCGAAAGCCGCUCAGUGAGUCGGGCUGAACCUGUAGCAGAGAAUGCAGGGUCUGCACCCAGUAGCAGCCAAGCUUCCAGAGAAGUCGUCCCGGCUGCCGUUAAACCCCAUAAAACAGAAGCCUGUCAAGAUGAGGACGAUGAUGUGGUGCUGGUUUCAGUGAAACCGGCAUCUCAGAAGACUCCUCCGGCUUCUGCUGUCCAAAAGACCAUCACCAGCUUCCCUGGGUUUCAGCCGGCUGCCGCUGAUCCUAAAGGGAUGCAGCGCCUCCUCAGUGCGCAGCUCCAGCAGAAGAAGGCCACUCUGUCUGCGGUGAAUGUGGCGGCCCUGCCAGAUAAAGGAGAGAGGCUGAGGACUCAGGUUAAAGAACUGGAGGACGCUCUGGAGUCCCUGAGCCUCACUGCUGCUUCUCAGCAAGAGUCUGUUGAUGAGCCUAAGAGCAGCGGUUCUGCUGCUGGUCGGCCUGUGGUGAAUCCAUUCAACAGGCAGGGUGGUACCAUGCUGCUCCCCUCCCCUCCUGUACCGGGCCCAGUCCAGCACCAAGCCUCAGGCAGCUCCUCGGGGAUUCAGCUAAGCCAGGGAAACAGCCAAAUGUUUGCAGAUCUUCAGAUGCAUUCCUAUUAUGGCGGCAGGAUGACGAACGAGCGUCUGCUGGCGGUGAAAAACGCCACCUGUGAGGCCAUCGACCAUCUUCAUAAAUCCCUGGAGUCCUGCCCGGAUGCUGAGCAGGAGGCCUCAGACCCCAGAGGCAUCAAGGUGUCACUAUUGGCCCAUCAAAGGAGAGCUUUGGCUUGGCUGCUCUGGAGGGAAACUCAGAACCCAUGUGGAGGAAUUCUGGCGGACGACAUGGGCUUGGGGAAAACUCUCACCAUGAUUUCUCUCAUCCUGAAAAAGAAGAUUGAGGCUAAAAAGGAAGAUGACAAAAAGGAAGGGAAGAAGCUGGACUGCUGGGUGUCUAAAAGUGAUUCCACCGUUGUCGUCUCUAAAGCCACUCUGGUCAUCUGUCCUGCCUCUCUGAUUCAUCACUGGAAGAAGGAAAUUGAACGACAUGUGAAGACGGGCAGGAUGUCUGUGUAUCUGUACCACGGACCCAGCCGCGAGAAAAGCGCCAGAGCAUUAGCAGAUUACGAUGUGGUGGUGACCACAUACGGUUUGGUCAAUAAGGAGAUUCCAGUCCAGAAGGAGGAUGCUGAUAACCCCAGCAAAGAUCCUGAUCAGAUGCCUUCGGGUUCCUCACCUCUUCUGCGAGUAUCCUGGGCCCGUGUGGUUCUGGAUGAAGCCCACAACAUUAAAAAUCCCAAAGUGCAGACCUCCAUGGCCGUGUGUCAGCUAAGAGCCCGCGCACGCUGGGCCGUCACCGGGACCCCCAUCCAGAACAACCUGCUGGACAUGUACUCACUGCUCAAGUUCCUGCGUUGUUCCCCGUUCGAUGAGUACAAGCUCUGGAAAGCUCAGGUGGACAACGGCUCCAAGAGGGGCCGAGAGAGACUCAACAUCCUGACGAGGACUCUGCUGCUGCGACGGACUAAAGAUCAGCUCGACUCGAUGGGAAAACCACUGGUGGAUCUUCCUAACCGGACCUGUGAAGUACAUGAGCUCAAACUCUCUGAGGACGAGCAGGCCGUAUAUGACGUGGUGUUCGCUCAGUCCAGAUCUACUCUGCAGAACUAUCUGAAGAGACAUGAAGGGAAGGAUUUGGACAAGGGAAAAACUUCCAGUGUCAAUCCGUUUGAUAAAGUGGCCCAGGAGUUCGGUUUAUCCCAGCCUGAUCCCGCAGUGUCCAGCUCUCAGCAGGCAUCCAGCACUGUUCACAUCCUCUCACUGCUGCUACGUCUCAGACAGUGCUGCUGCCACCUGUCGCUUCUUAAGAAGACAUUGGACUCAUCGGAGCUGCAGGGUGAUGGGAUCGUUCUGUCGCUGGAGGAGCAGCUGAACGCCCUGUCCCUCUCUUCAACGCCCUCUCAGUCAGUCCCUGACCCCAAUGACACUGUAGCCUUGAACGGCACGCGGUUCCCCUCCAAGCUGUUUGAGGAGACCAGUAAAAGCACCAAGAUUUCUGCCAUCACUUCUGAGCUCAUGACGAUAAGAGAGAAGGGCGACAAUCAGAAAAGCGUGAUCGUGUCGCAGUGGACCAGCAUGCUCAGCAUCAUAGCAGUUCAUCUGCGGCAGAUGGGCCUGACUUACGGGGUCAUUGACGGCUCGGUGAACCCCAAACGGCGCAUGGAGUUGGUGGAAGAGUUUAACACCAACCCUAAAGGACCGCAGGUUAUGCUCGUUUCUCUGUGUGCUGGUGGAGUUGGACUCAAUCUUAUCGGAGGAAAUCAUCUCUUCCUCAUAGAUAUGCAUUGGAACCCAGCCUUGGAGGAUCAGGCCUGUGACCGGAUCUAUAGAGUCGGACAACGUAAAGAUGUCACCAUUCACAGGUUUGUGUGUGAAGGAACAGUGGAGGAAAAAAUUACCACCCUGCAGACAAAGAAGAAAGAGCUGGCCCAGAAUGUGCUUUCAGGAACAGGAAGCACCGUCUCCAAACUCUCCUUGGCUGAUCUCAAAAUCAUUUUUGGUGUUUGAAACUAAACAAAAGUCUGUUGGUCAUCCUUUUGAAUGUUUACACAGGAGUUUGCGUUAAUAUUUCUGUAUGUAUGUAAACGUCUUGAUCCAAAUGAUCAAAUAAGAAUUGGAUUAAAACUGUUAAAUUAAAGGCAAUAUUAAGUCC
Cyprinodon tularosa is the source of this 3721-nucleotide messenger RNA. It is a transcript of the gene ttf2, whose product is annotated as transcription termination factor, RNA polymerase II. Gene Ontology annotation, molecular function: zinc ion binding; ATP binding; ATP-dependent chromatin remodeler activity. The record is from RefSeq and is a predicted model, not a curated record. The transcript has 23 exons. Bases 262 to 3576 code for a protein of 1104 amino acids. Lineage: Eukaryota; Metazoa; Chordata; Actinopteri; Cyprinodontiformes; Cyprinodontidae.